Messenger RNA from Leucoraja erinaceus (little skate), 936 nucleotides. Its product is annotated as dysferlin-like. Gene Ontology annotation, molecular function: calcium ion binding. The coding region runs from base 85 to 936 and encodes 283 amino acids. The record is from RefSeq and is a predicted model, not a curated record. The transcript has 8 exons. Gene Ontology annotation, biological process: regulation of neurotransmitter secretion. NCBI's taxonomy places the organism in Eukaryota, Metazoa, Chordata, Chondrichthyes, Rajiformes, Rajidae. Gene Ontology annotation, cellular component: synaptic vesicle membrane.
AGACAGUGCGGGCAGCGGCAGAGGCGGCGGUGAGCUACUGAGUGCGGAGACUGCUGUCUGUCUCUGUGUCAGCACCGGCUCAAGAUGCUGCGGGUCUUCGUCCUUGGCGCCGAGAGGCUGCAGAUUAUCGAGCAGGACAUCAGCGACGCUUACUGCGGGGUGACCUUCCAUGGUGUAAAGAAGAAGACAAAAGUGAUCAAGAACAAUUUGAACCCCGUCUGGAACGAGGGCUUUGAAUGGGACCUGAAAGGAACUCCUCUGGACCCAAGUUCUGAGAUCCACGUUGUUGUGAAGGAUCAUGAAACCAUGGGAAGAAACAGGUUUCUGGGGGAGGUACACACCACCCUGACCGACGUGCUCAGCUCCCCGCACCUCGUGGCCAAGUACAACCUGCCCUUACAGGACACAAAGCGGCAGAACACUGGGGCCAGCAUCAUUCUCCAGGUGACCUACGUCCCACCUCCAGGAACCGCUCCGCAUGUACCUCCAUCCCCUCAGCACGAUGUACCGACGGCCACAGGUUCACCAGACGCCGAUACCCUCACCCUCACAGACACGGGCGGCGAGGGUGAGGAGGACAGCGAGGAUCUGCUGGGCACGGGCGACGAGGUGGACCUCCCGUCUGGCACGCCCGGCGUCGACCCGCCCCCUACUUUGCCAAAGAAGCCCCCCACCACCGUGGUCCACGGGCUAAAGAAGCGGAGGAGGGCAAGCAGACAGCUACUACCCAACAAACCACAGGACAUCCAGGUCCGAGUGCAAGUGGCGGAAGGUCGGCAGAUCCCCGGCAUCAACAUCAGGCCCGUGGUCAAAGUGACCGUCGCCGGCCAGACCAAGACCACCCGCAUCCGCAAAGGCAACAACCCCACCUUCGAUGAGACUUUCUUCUUCAACUUCUACGACACUAACCCGUGCCGACUACGUUGCGAAGAAUGA